AUGCUUCUCCUUCCCCGCCUUCGUCUCCCGAAUCCCUCCAAAACCCUAAUAAACCUAGUAAACCCCAAUAAUCCGUCGCCAUGCCCCGCCCAAUCCCUCCUUCCUCAUCCGCCACCACUCUCCUCCGCCGCCGACGCCUCCUCCCUCGAUCCCUCUCCCUCUCCACCGCCCCCGGCGUCGGCGUCGGAGACGGACGAGCUCUUCCGGCGGCCGCAGCGGCAGGGUGGGUACACGCAGGGGGACGCGACGUACGUGGCCCUGGCGCGGUCCAUCUCGGCGGCGGAUCCUCCGGACCUGGGCGCCCUCCGCAGCCUGCUCCGACGCAUGCGCGGCGACCCCCGGGCCUUCCCGGAGGCGGUGUUCCCCCCGCUCAUCUCGGCGCUGGGCCGCUCCGCCCUGCCCCUCGCGGCCCUCCGCCUCUUCUACUCCAUGCUCCCUUCCUUCCGCUGCGCCCCCUCCGCCCUCUCCCUCAACUCCGCCCUCUCCGCCCUCCUCCACCCAUCCUCCCCGCUGCCCCCCUCCCUCGCCCUCCCCUUCUUCUCCUCCGCCCUCCGCCGCUUCCCCGGCUCCGUCGCCCCCACGCUCCUCUCCUUCAACCUCCUCCUCAAGUCCCUCGCCCGAUCCUCGCGCUCCCCGCGCGCCCUCGACACCGCCCUCGACAUCCUCCACCGCGAGCUCCCCCGCCGCGGCCUCCGCCCCGACGCCUACUCCUACUCCACCGUCAUCUCCGCCCUCGCCUCCGCCGGCCGCGUCCCCGACGCCUCCGCCCUCCUCCACGAGAUGCUCCUCGACUGCGGCGGCGCCGGCGCCCCGCCCCCCGCCGCCGCCGCAUUCAACCCCAUCCUCGGCGCCCUCCUCCGCUCCGGCGACCUCCGCGCCGCCGCCAAGCUCCUCCGCUUCAUGCUCCUCAAGGGCUGCCCCCCCUCCCUCGCCACCUACAAUACCCUCAUCCACGGCCUCCUCCUCCGCGGCCGCGCCGCCGCCGCCGCCGCCGUGCUACGCCGCAUGGUCGACGUCGACGGGCUCUCCCCCAGCGCCGCCACCUACGGCGCCCUCGCCCACGGCCUCGCCGCCCUCGGCCGCCCCCUCGACGCCCUCCGCGUCCUCGACCAGAUGGAGUCCAGCGGCCUCGAGCCCAACGAGUUCGUCUACUCCGCUCUCAUAUCCGGCCUCUUCCGAUCCGACGAUCCCGACCGAGCGGUGGCCCUGUGGGAGGCGAUGAUAGGCAAAGGCGUGAGGCCCAACACGGUGCUCUUCUCUGCGCUCAUCGACGGGCUCGCGCGGCACGGGCGCAUGGACGCGGCGGAGGCGGCGUUCGCCGACAUGACCGCGGAGAACUGCACCCCGAACGUGGUCACCUACAGCUCCAUGGUGAGGGGUUACUUCAAGGCCGGGGACGGCCAACGGGCGCUCGCCACGUGGCGGCAGAUGGUGGACGCCCGGUGCGAGCCCAACGCGAUCAGCUACAGCAUCCUGAUCGACGGCCUGUGCGAGUCGGGGAAGCUGAAGGACGGCAUGAUGGUGUGGAAGCACAUGCUGAGCAGGGGCUGCGCGCCGGACGUGGUCGCCUACAGCGCCAUGAUCAAAGGGCUCUGCGAGGCCGGGGCGGUGGACGGAGGGCUCAGAUUGUUCCACGACAUGUUGGCCCGAGGGGACGUGGAGCCCGACGUGGUGACUUACAACACGCUGUUUGACGGGCUGCUCAAGGGGGGCGACCUCACUGGAGCCGUGGACUUGUUGGGUCGGAUGCUGGACCGCGGCUGCGACCCGGAUCCAAUAACGUGCAAUAUAUUCUGGAGGGAGGUGGGGGUGGAGGAGGAAAAAGGGAGGGAGUUUUUGGAUGGGCUGGUGGUGAGGCUGUGUAAAAGGGGGAGGGUCGGCGCCGCGGCGGACGUCGUCGGUGUGAUGUUGGGGAAGUUUUUGGGGCCGCAGGGAGCGACAUGGGAAAUGGUGGCGAGGGCAGUUUGCAGGCGGAAGAGGGUGCUCGAGACGAUCGACAGGUUCUGGGACGAGAUACGGGGCACGUGAGAAGGGAGUUUUUGGAGUUCUUGUUUGUAUAUUUAGAGGGGAUUUUUGUUGUAACACUAAUUAUUGUAAUUCUUUUCCUCCCUAGAGAGUUUUAAUAAGGAAGAGAUUGCUCAAGUGGAGCAUUAUCACA
Molecule: messenger RNA, 2158 nt
Organism: Ananas comosus (pineapple)
Lineage: Eukaryota; Viridiplantae; Streptophyta; Magnoliopsida; Poales; Bromeliaceae
Product: pentatricopeptide repeat-containing protein At4g20090-like
Exons: 1
Coding region: 1-2028 (675 amino acids)
Molecular function (GO): protein binding
Source: RefSeq, a predicted model, not a curated record